AAGUCUUCUCUUCUCUCAACUGAUCCCUAGUUCCUGUGGCUCUCUAGCCUGCAUUAUUGCCUCCCUCUCAGCCACCCUGGCCUCAUGUCCAGCUCUGGGCAGCCACGGGCACUGGUACCAUAACCUGAGCCACAGGUGGUGGCUGUGGUGAAGCCAUGUCAGGUGAGUGGAGUGGGGGAAACACUUUCUGACUGCUUCCCUGAGGCUCUGAACCUCCAUGAGGGCUGGUCUGUGUGACUGUGAUGAGUCUGCACCCAGGAUGACACUGAGCAAGAUUACAGGGGCUACUACUGUCCUUGUGCAUGAGCUCCCAAGGUGCCUCCUUCCAGAGCCAGUGGACAGCCCCUCAUUAGGGCGUUCACCUCCUUCACAUCUAAGCACCAUCACGCUGGAGGACCUGGAGCUUCUCUUAACAGAAGGCCUAGCCAGUCCUGAGCCCCUGAGUGUGGAGGCCUCCGAGAGGUAUGAGUGCAACAGCCUGGUGUCCAGCUCCUUGGUCCCUGAACAUGAUAACCCUAAGCGGUGGAAACAGCUGGAGCAGUGGGUAACUGAGCUGCAAACUGAGGUGGUUCGCCUGAGGGCACACAAGGACCGCUGUGAGCAUGCCACAUUGGGUCUGCUUCGUGAGCUGCUGCAGGUUCGUGCCCGCAUGCAGCUACAGGCCUCAGAGCUGCGCCAACUGAGGCAAGAAGUGCAGCAGGCAGCUCAGAGCCCAGAGAAGGAUGCACUAGAAGGGAGAUACUCGUUAUCUGGGCCCCAGAGCCAGAGCCAGAGCCAGAUGCAAGCCUUGGAUAAAAGGCUGGUGGAGGUCCGAGAGGCUUUGACACAGAUCAGGAGGACACAAGCACUACAGGACUCAGAGCGGAAGCAGUCCGAGCAGGAGAUGAACCUCAGGCUGACCAAGCUGACUGGCUUGCUGAGGCAAGAGGAACAGGGCCGGGAAGCAGCCUGCAGCGCCUUGCAGAGCAACCAAGAGGACAUCAGCCAAAAGGUGGACCUUGGAUUGGCCAAGAAUCAGGCCCAGAUGACUAAACUCAGUGAGGAGAUGAGCCUUCGCUUCCUAAAGAGAGAGGCCAAGCUUUGCGGUUUUCUGCAGAAGAGUUUCCUGGCCUUGGAGCAGAGAAUGAAAUCCUCAGAGAGUACACGGCUGAUGGCAGAAAGCAGCCUGCGGGAGGAACUGGAAAGCCGCUGGCAGAAGCUACAUGAGCUGACAGAAGAGCGCUUGCGGGCCCUGCGGGCACAGCGUGAGGAGGAGGAGGGUCACCUGCUGGAGCAGUACCGGGGCCUGGACAAAGCUGUGGUCUAUCUGACCAAGUUUGUGCGACAGAACCAGGUGUCACUGAAUCGUGUCCUGAUGGCUGAGCAGAAGGCUCGGGAAGCCAAGGUAAGCUUGGAAGAGACCCAGGCUGAGGAGCUGGCUUCAUAUGUCCAUGAGAAUCUGGAGGCUGUGCAAAUGGCUGGCAAGCUAGCCCAGCAGGAAACACAGGGUGUGCUGGAGCUGCUCCAAGAGAAGAGCCAGGUCCUAGAGGGGUCAGUGGCAGGGCUGGGCCAGCAGCUGAAGGACCUGAGUGACCACUGUCUAGCUCUGAGCUGGAGGCUAGAUCUGCAGGAACAAACACUAGGCCUGAAGAUGUCCCAGGCGCAGACUGCAUGGGAAGGUGUGGAGAGGGAGUCGCUGCAGGAUCUGACCCAGCAACUGAAAGAGAUCUCAGCUCACUUACAUGAGGUUCAGGAGAAAGUGAACAACUUCCCCCAGCAGAUAGAAAGUGUCUCCACCAAGUGUGUCCUUUACAAGAGUGAUGUGGAUGUGAAGAUUUCUGCUGAGGGAAAGGCCAGGGAGCUUGAGAUGGAGGCUGCACGACAGGAGCUAGCCACCCUGCUGAUGUCUGUACAGCUUCUAAAGGAGGAGAGCCCUGGACGGAAGAUUGCUGAGAUCCAGGGCCAGCUGGACACGUUUCAGAAACAAAUGAUUAAGUUGGAGAACAGUGUUCAGGCCAACAAAACCAUCCAGAACUUGAAGUUUAAUAACGAGACCAAGCUGCGCGCAGAGGAGAUUGCAACCCUUCGGGAGAGCAUGCUGCACCUAUGGAGUGAGGAGGGCCCCUGGCCGCUGACAGUGGGCAGCAAGCGGGUAUUCAUGUCCCUGGUGAGACAGCGGUUCUUCAUCAAGGACGUAGCCCUGGACAAACUGGUCCCUGUGAACUCAUGGGGAGUGUACCAGGCUGUGAGGUGGCUUCAGUGGAAGACAGUCCUCUUGAACUUGUUGGCCCAGCAAAAGCCAGGAGCCAUCUCAGCCAUGACCCACUGGAAGCCUGCACUCAAGACCGUGUCUCUGACUCUGUCCCAGAAAUAAACAUGCCAGUUCUUGUACCUAUUGGAGCCAGAGUCUCCUGUUUUUUGGUGGAAUGAAUGGCUUGUCCACAGCUCAUAGGCCUGAUAAGGGUGUCAAGCUGUGAGAGGCACCAAACUCAGAAGACCCAAGUUACUUGACCCUGAAGGACCCUUCCUGUCCUGCCUGGUCCAAGGCCAGCUAUCACUUUCCCUGGGGGUUCUGUGCAGAGGCACCUGGGCCUCACCUCUCAGGACAUCCCAGCUUCCUGUGAGGACAGAUGUAAAGAGUGAGGA
This is a messenger RNA of Acomys russatus (golden spiny mouse), 2625 nucleotides long. It is a transcript of the gene Ccdc154, whose product is annotated as coiled-coil domain containing 154. The transcript has 16 exons. Gene Ontology annotation, biological process: bone mineralization involved in bone maturation. Bases 218 to 2353 code for a protein of 711 amino acids. The record is from RefSeq and is a predicted model, not a curated record. NCBI's taxonomy places the organism in Eukaryota, Metazoa, Chordata, Mammalia, Rodentia, Muridae.